AUGACAUCACGCCCCGGUCAUGACCUGCCACGAGUCCUCGCCCCAUUCCCCCCCGAUAACCCCCUGAAGGCGUCCGGCCCCGUCCCACGGCGGACGAAACGGUCCAAUGCGUGUAUAGCGUGUAAGACGCGGAGAAUCAAAUGUGGUGGGACGCAUCCUUGUGAUAAAUGCACCGAAGCAGGCCGCAACUGCAUGUUUGUAGUCGAGGGCGAUCGGCGAAGGAAAUAUGCCCAGAGGCGUGCGGAGAAGGACCUUACCACGGCCAAUCAGCUGUUAGAUGGUAUUAUUAAAGCUUUCAAUGCGGAUGAUAAUGCACAGCUCCAUCGUCUGCUGUUUGCUGCGCAGGAAUACCGAGCAGGACGGUCUGUUCAUGAUGCCGUGGAUGAGCAGGUCCCAGAAACUCUAAGUGAUGGAUGCCAGCCGAAGAUCGAGGAGGAUCGAGCUCUGGACGGGGUUUUCCCGCCUGUGCGUUGUGUUUCAUCACCUGUUGGGUUUGAGGUGGGCAAAGAUCCUAAUCGCGACGAGGCCAGCAGGGCAACUGGGUAUAUUGGCAAAGCAUCUGAAAUCUCGUGGCUGCAGGAUCUAGGUGCCAUGCUAAAUAAAAAUACCCAGUCACAGAUUGACGAUUCCGCCACGUCAAUGAACUAUCACCUUGAUCACGUCCAGAUACCCGAACUUGUUCCCACUGAACCAAGAUGGCUACCCCCUAAGCCGUGGGCGGCCCACUUGGUGAAGAUCUUCUUUGAAUUGGUGGACCCUUCGUUUCCACUGAUCGAUAAAACACUAUUCACGGCCCAGUUCGAUCAGGCGUACACUUGUUCGGGACCGGAGCCGUCGCGCAAAUGGCUUGCCGUGCUCAACAUGGUGCUCGCUGUGGGCUCUAGAUACCAUCAGCUAUAUGAGCCGGAUUCCAGGAGAGACAUCAACGAUCGUGUCUUUCUUUCCCGAGCAAUAACCCUAAGUGCUCCCUCCGGUAUAGCCACCAGGAUUUCGGGACUGCAACAAGUCCAAAUUCACCUGCUGCUGGCCAUUUAUUACCUGGCCUCGGGUCAAGUAAACCAAUCAUGGCAGAUAAAUGGUCACGCUGCACGCUUGGCAAUCUCGAUGGGUCUCAAUCUGCGUGCAGACAAGGAGCACAUAGACCCUUCGUCUCAAGAGACCCGUGCUCGUAUCUGGUGGUCCGUUAUCGUCUUAGAGAAUAUACUCUCCGGCAUGACUGGUCGGAUAUCACAUGUUGACUAUCAAUCCAUGCCUCCGCAUCUACCCCCGCCAUAUGAUGAAAUCCGAUUCCGGCAGCCAGCAGCCAGAGAAUUCCCGGGCAGUCCAUCCUCACGUCGAAGACAACUGCAGUGGACUAUAGAUUCGACUACCUCGGAGCUAUAUAUACGAGAUCCAUGGCUUGAAACUAUUAUACCCAGCCAGUCCCUGUAUUUCUUCUACCUCACCGACCUGGCAGUUACCAUGAACGCCGCCAGUAAUGCCGUCUACAGUCUAACCGCCACCACCAACAGUCCCGUAUUCGAAUUCACUGUGUUCAACGCGACACACGCGGAGCAAACCCAAAAAUCCCCAUCAACCGACUCGAGAGAACAAAUCGGUCUUGCCUUGGCUUACUACGGGUCACAGGUUAUACUAAACCGACCCUGCCUAACACACCCGGACAUCAAAGCCGGCACUAAUAUAAUAAUCCCGCGCUCGUGCUUCGGCGACGCCAGCGCAAAAGCCUGCGUCCACUUCGCUCUGGCGAUUAUAUCCGUCCUCCCCGACGAGCCGGACAUGAAGUGGAUUCUGGAGAUGGCUUCGUGGUGGUACCUGUUGCAUACUAUAAUGCGCGCGCUGACGAUCCUGCUGAUCCAGCUUUCAAUCGGCCAGGUGCCCAUCCUCACCACGGACGGGAACAGACUGGGCAAAGAGCGAGACGGGGAAGGUGUUAAGGCUGUGCGCGAUGCGUCGAAGAAGGCCCUCUUCUGGCUGCAUAGUAUGGCGAAGCAGGAUCCCAGCUCGCGGCGCGCGUUCCUUAUUAGCCAGAAGCUGUUUGACCACAUCACGAUGCAAGCAGAGGGCCGAGAGAGUACUGGUGUUGUCUCGGCGGGGAGAGAGGCAAUGGCCGCCGGACGGCAGGCGUCUGAUGAUUCCGGCUUUGCCUCUAUGAAGAUUCUGGGGGAUGCGUUUAAUUGGGGGCCGGAUAAUACGGCAUCGGAGUGUAGGGAUGAGCAGCAGCAGGCGCCGCUUUCGUUGGAUCCGGCUUUGCUCUCGUUUGAUAAAUAUGAUUAUUAG
Molecule: messenger RNA, 2277 nt
Organism: Aspergillus versicolor CBS 583.65
Lineage: Eukaryota; Fungi; Ascomycota; Eurotiomycetes; Eurotiales; Aspergillaceae
Product: Zn(II)2Cys6 transcription factor
Exons: 6
Coding region: 1-2277 (758 amino acids)
Biological process (GO): DNA-templated transcription; regulation of DNA-templated transcription
Molecular function (GO): DNA-binding transcription factor activity, RNA polymerase II-specific; DNA binding; zinc ion binding
Source: RefSeq, a predicted model, not a curated record